AUGAGUGAUGGCACGAUAACUAAGGAGAGUAAUGGCUCUCCCAAAAAUACUGUUAAUAAUACCAACACAACUACUAGUUCAACAACUAGUCCCAUAUCUAAUAAUAAAAAAAAUUUAAAUGUUACAAGUUCCACAAAUUCUCAUAAUACUCUAUAUAGAGGUAACAGGGGAGAAAGAAAAAAAAGAUCUUUGGUCUUUGUGUCAGAAGGUUCUGCAGACAUUGACACACAAAAGAGGAAGGAAGAGCAACAACAGAAGAGGUACGAGAAUGAAAGACUGAGAAGAAAAAGGAAAUCAUUACAGGAACAACUAAGGGCUAAUGCUAUUAAGAAACAACGUGAAUUCAAAAAAUUAGUUAAAAAAAAGGAAAGUUUUAAUAAGUUGAGUAAGCAAGAAUUAGAUUAUUUUCAAAAGAUACGAGCAGAGGAAGCUAAAAAAGACAAUGAAUUAAAUAACUAUUUACAUAAUAAAAUAAAUGAGUUCGAAAUCAAAAAAAAUAUAUUGACUGAGAAUAAUCAAUCAAAAACAAACCCUGGUUUUGCAAAUAAGACAGUUGUCGAAAAAUCCAUUUCUCCAAUGUCUAUUGGUAUUGUCAAGAAGAAACAGAGAAAAAUUGGAAUCUCUAUACAAAAAAUCAAACCAAAAUCAUAA
Molecule: messenger RNA, 651 nt
Organism: Arxiozyma heterogenica
Lineage: Eukaryota; Fungi; Ascomycota; Saccharomycetes; Saccharomycetales; Saccharomycetaceae
Gene: FYV6
Product: Fyv6p
Exons: 1
Coding region: 1-651 (216 amino acids)
Source: RefSeq, a predicted model, not a curated record